GUAACCAAUGCAAAGCCCUCUGCCGUCCCCUCCAUUCCUCACAACAAAUCCCUCCUCUCCUCAGGGAUCGCGACGCAGCACCAGCGGCAUCUGCUCCCGAUUUCUCUGCGACCUCUCCCCUCCCGAUCCAACACCCACAGCAACCUCAGCGGCUCAGCCGUCGCCGACGCCUCCGCCUACAAGCCCACGCCCACCUCUCCCACGCCGCCGCCUGCCUUCGCCUCCUUCGUCGGUCACCCGCUCUUACUGCCCCCUCCACCGCUGCGGCCACGCGCGCCGCCGGCCUCGACAGGGACAUCGCCUCCUCUGCAGCGGCGGCGGGAGAUCGUGCUGCUCUCCUCGGCGUGAUUCACCACGGCCGGUCAACUGCAGCAGCCUCCCCCAACUUCCGGAUCGAGCAACUGGUCUUGGCAGCGGCGGAAUUGUUCUGGGCAGCGACGGGAGGCAAGCUGCAGAGGAGGGGGACGGGGAAGGAAAGAGGAGCUGUAGAGAAGAGGGAUCAUGGACUUUGAGAGCACUCAUGAGGAGUAUUGCUCUCUGUCGCAUGGAGAUGGAUCAAAUGGAGUGAGAAACACAGCAGAUGCCAUAUCUAGGAUGGAACUCGAAAUCCAGUUUGGCUCCGAGAAGUUGUUGAAUUUAGAGAUGCUAGUGAUGGAGGUAGCUCACCGUGCAAACGGCAUUGAGCUUUCGAUGCUCGACCCCGAGUCACUCUCGAAUGAGUCGGUCGAGAAGGCUUUCGAGUUUGAUGUCUUGUAUGGAAUUCUAGAUUCUGAAGUCAGGGAGUUGGAGAAGUUAGUUGGUUUUAUUCAAAUUGAUAUUAGAAAUGUUGGAAAGAAGUUUAACGGGGAAGAGUUGGAGGGCAGGUUGAAAGGUAAGCUGCAUGCCGCCACAGCGUCUUUGAAGCAGAUGCAGGAGCUGAUCGCCGCUAUUAGAAGAGAGUUCACAAACUUUGAUAAAGCCAUAGACCCUUCCCAUCAUCAUGCCGGAACUAGUGAAGGUGGUGCAUAUGAAAAUGGACAUGAUUUAUCUCACACAACUAUACAGGCUGAGGGCCAAAGAAAUGUCCUGCAGAUGUUAGAACGGUCAAUUGCAAGUGAACUAGAUCUUGAAAAAAGGCUAUGCGAUUCGGGGGCUAUUGUGAAAGAACUCGAAAUGAAGCUGCAUAAUGUAGAGCAUGAAUCAGAUUUCUUGGAAGAAUCGGCUGAAGCGAUUUCUGAACGGAUGUUUGCAGCAGAAAAUGCUUCUGAGUUGUUCCUUGGAAUUUCAAAAGAUCUCAUUGAUAGAAUUAAUACCAUCCAGUCCCAUCAAACUGCAUCAGGUCGGAGGGAAGCUGUUCUAAAAUCAAAGUUAAAGCAAAGCUUAGUGCAAUCAAAUGCUUCAAAAGGCUCACCAGAGAUGAUGAAAGAUGAUAGUGAAAACAAUGCCACUUGGGAAGCUGUGCAGAGUCGAAGACUAUCGACCUCCGAGUUCUUCACUUUGCAGGAUAAGGUUCAGAAUCUGGAGGCAUGGCUGAGGGAAUCUUGCUCUCAGUUGGAGUGGGAAACGAUAUCAACAGAAGCAAAUGAAAAAGAGCAGAAUAUAUCACUGUCUGAGAUAGGCACGUUUGAGAAUAUUAUAGGCGAUAUUAAAGAUGCCAUUUUCAAAGCUGAAAGCAGAACACAAAAUACUGAAGCAAGGUGCGCUGAGCUUACUCACACUAAUGUACAACUCAAUGGAGAGUUAAACUCUCUUAAGACUCAGGGAUCAGAUAGGGCAUGCUUAUUGGAGAAGAAACUUAUGGAGUCAGACUCUCAGUUAGAACAUGCGAGAGCAUCAAUUGAGGCUAUUGGCGAACAGCAGGGUAUGCUAAAGUCUUCAAUGUCUGAUAUGCAACACAUGAUUGAAGAUCUGAAGGAUAAGUAUUUGAAAGCUGAAAACAGGGCUGAGAGUGCUGAAUCGAAAUGUAUAUUGUUGACAGAUACUAACUUGGAGCUCUGUGAAGAACUAUCAUUUCUGAGAGGUCGAGUAGAAAGUCUAGAGAACUCAUUAUGCCAAGCCAACCAACUGAAGCUGUCCACUGCAAAAGAUAUUGGUAUUAAAACUAAGGCAAUCACUGACUUGGUCGCUAAACUUGCAUUUGAAAGAGAGCGCCUUCAUCUUCAGAUUGUUACGCUAACAAAGAAGAACAGGAUGUUGGCUAAAAAGUGCAAAGAAAAUGUUAACAAAGGUACAUCAUUGAGCAAAGAUAUCACUGCUAAUGAAGGUGAACUCAGGCCCUCUAAAGCAUUGGAAGAUGUACUUCUGGCUUCUUCAUCACUGCAGACCAAGGUGAAGUCAACUGCCGAAACUCCUGGAGAGAACGACAGUGGGAUCACUGCUCCACUGGAGGACGAAUCUGGCAGUCUUGAGACAGUGCGGUCUAUCAAGCCAACUCUGCUAAACUGGAAGUACAUUUUCACGGCAUUUCUUGUCUUGUUGACUGCCGCUCUUGUGCACCAACUAUUACAAUCUGCAGUAUAGGUCUUGUGUUGUAAUGCUGCAUAUUUGCCUUAUCUUAUUUCUGCCCGCCUUGUCACACGAAGAGAAAAUUUUGGUAAGUAGCCGCAGUCCCAAGUGUCUCAGCCUUUGCACAAACUAUGUAUUAGGAACCCUCCUUAGGGAAUUGUAGACCUGGAACGGUCAUUUUCUCCCUCCAUGAUCUCCUGAUACUGAGUUUUUUAGUGGACCGGAUAUGCGUUGCUUGGAAGCGGAGGACACGUA
Messenger RNA from Brachypodium distachyon (stiff brome), 2739 nucleotides. Its product is annotated as WPP domain-interacting tail-anchored protein 1. Lineage: Eukaryota; Viridiplantae; Streptophyta; Magnoliopsida; Poales; Poaceae. The record is from RefSeq and is a predicted model, not a curated record. The coding region runs from base 502 to 2499 and encodes 665 amino acids. The transcript has 5 exons.